UUUUCGGGUACAUGGGGAAUUGGAGAGUCCUAAAUAUAACGGCUUAUAUACCGGAAGUUGCGCCCAUCAACCCCGGGACAGUGUCUGCAAUUUUCAUCUGUGCAUUACUUUGCAUAUUGCAGCUGGUUGGUACGUUGUAUGACGUCAUCAUUGAACGGCCUCGAAAAAACGGUAGUCGGAAGAAUCUACAGGCUACGCUUGAAGAAGAAGGUAUUUCCCGCCGACUACUUCUGGCCUUUUCCAUCUAUAACAACCUCGAGAGGCUUUUCAGCACCAAGCAGACGUCUGGCAGUAUCCCCUGUCUACACGGCAUCCGCUUCCUCAGUCUCAGCUGGGUCAUCUUGGGUCACACGUACAUCUACUCAGUCGAAACUAUUGAUAAUCCGGUGGUGCUACUUGAAAUAGUCAAAACGUUUACAUUUCAAGUGGUUCUCCAGACCAUUCUGGCGGUGGACACAUUCUUUUUUCUCGGUGGGCUACUAUUGGCGUAUCUCUUGUUGAAACGAUUGGAAGAGUCAUCAGAAGAAGGAAAAACGAUCAGAUUUUUGAUGCUGUACGUCCAAAGAUACCUCAGGCUGACUCCAACAUUGCUGUUUGUGAUCAUGGUGGUGGUAUGGGUGCUGCCUCAGCUGUUUAUGGGACCCAUGUGGCACUCAAAGUUGAGUUCUCUAGAGGGCUGCCGGACAAACUGGUGGAAAAACAUCCUCUACAUAAACAACCUCCUCCGUGACGACCAGGCAUGUCUGGACUUCACGUGGUACCUGGCUAACGACAUGCAAUUCUUCAUCAUCGGGGUUCCCAUAGUCUACCUCCUCUACAGGUAUUGGUACGUCGGCCUUGCAGGACAACUGGCCCUUCUUCUGGCCAACUUCGCUGCCACGGCCGUGGUAGCAGUGGAAUAUGACAUCAGGGUUGACUUCUUCAUUGCCGAAGCGCAAGAGCGAAGAAAUAGAGAUGAGCCCGACCCUAAGUUCACGGAGUACUACAUCAAACCCUGGGUCCGGAUUGGUCCGUACCUUGUCGGCAUGUUGGUCGGUUGGGUCUUGUACAAGACGAGAGAGAUGCGUCAGGAGAACAAACGUGAUGAAAAGAUGGUAUUGUGGUUAGUCUGUAUCGGCUGGUGCACCGCCACAGCGACCGCCCUUGCCGUGGUGUACGGCAUGUACGGAGUCUACAACGGGGCAGUCCUCACCUACUCAGGCAACCUGUUCUUUGUCACCGUGCACCGGGUUGUCUGGGCCAUGGCGAUUGGCUGGAUGGUCGUCGCCUGUUACCAUGGAUACGGAGGUGUGGUGAACACUAUCCUGUCCUGGAACGUCUGGGUUCCCCUGAGUCGUCUGACGUACUCCGCCUAUCUCAUACAUCCCAUCGUCAUGUACCUGACGUACCACACUGCCGAGAGUACGAUACACCUAACCACCUUCAACAUGAUCCACCUGUUCCUGGGACAUCUCAUGCUAGGGUACGGCCUGGCAGUCCUGGUGUUUGUGUUUGUGGAGAGUCCUAUUAUCAGUCUACUGAAGAUCGCUGUGGGAAACAGAGCUGCACCAAACCAGCACCGUCCUUUAGAUUACAAAAGUUUACCGUGAAUAUAGUUUGAACAAACCAAAAAUGAUACACGUCUACCAGCCUCUACCAGGCUUGGGGAGGCGGCUGAAAAGAGUAGAA
Messenger RNA from Branchiostoma belcheri (Belcher's lancelet), 1668 nucleotides. Its product is annotated as nose resistant to fluoxetine protein 6-like. The coding region runs from base 12 to 1589 and encodes 525 amino acids. The transcript is spliced from 13 exons. Gene Ontology annotation, molecular function: acyltransferase activity, transferring groups other than amino-acyl groups. Lineage: Eukaryota; Metazoa; Chordata; Leptocardii; Amphioxiformes; Branchiostomatidae. The record is from RefSeq and is a predicted model, not a curated record.